CUUACUAUACUAUUCGGUUCUCCUAAAAAUCAUAUCGAUGGAGAUGCCAGUGCCUUCUCACAAUUCAUUUCUUCAUUGUGGUCGCCGCUCGUAGAAAUACGAGUUUAGGAAGCCGUAAUGUUGCGCCUUCAACUUCGUCUCGUUGCUCUACUAGUUAGCACAGCUUUCGCACUUACAACAGGCAACCAGAAUCAUCGUAGAAAUAUCUUGACUAACACCCCCCAACAGCGCCGCGAUGACACGGACCCCACCCAACCCGUCGGCACGAACCCGAUCACGGAAUCCUCAUUCUCAACCACGUAUCUCGGACAACAAGUCGCGAACAACAGCUGCAGCCACCGGGAUCUAGGAUUCACAGGCGAACUCGGCGGGAAAUGGUACGCGGUGUACGGUGACACUCUAUGGUGCGCCGCCGGAGUUACCGAUCCAGUGAAGGAUACCGAUGGUUUUCAUGGUAUGGUGCGGGACUCGGUUUCGUUAAUGACGGAUGAUCCGUUGACGGUGGUGGAUUUACAUCUUAAUGGGGAUACGCCGGUAGGGCAUCAGUUGCAGUUUGUCCCGUACAAUGAGGCUUGGGGCGAGACGAAUAUGUAUGGAUUCGGGGGGACUAGUUUGGUGGAGACUGGGGAUGGGGUUGGGGCUUUGUUUUAUCUUGUCAACGCCAACGAUGAUGGCCUCAAAGGAGCUGGUGUAGCGAAAGUAGAGCUUGUAAACGGCGAGCCGACGGUAACCCAAAGAUUCGGGGACACUGGGUACUGGUGGUCAGCCUCCGAUACACCGCAUUACGGCGACAAAAUCGCAUUCCGGGAUCCUAAGUCGGAGUAUGUGUACGCGUGGGGCGGGGCGCCGACGUCUGUUACGGAUUCCGUGCAAGCGCAGUAUGUGUAUCUGACCCGGGUCAAGGCAUCUAAUGCGUUUGAUUUGAGUCAGUAUGAGUACUGGUGGGGCGAAGCUAAUGGAGGUUGGAAGACGGGACAACCGUUGACGCAGUUCGAGGCGCAGACCGCGGUUAUGUGGAGUACAGGGCAAGGGCAGAUUGUCUGGAGCGAAUUUUGGGGGUGUUAUGUUUUCGUGCAUUUGAGUCCCGUUGGUGCCGAUGUCCUGCUCCGGACCGCGACGGCUCUCGAAGGCCCCUGGACGCCGGAUGUUAAGGUCUAUACUGCGACGCCAAUUGAUGGUGGUUUGGUAUAUGCCGGUGUUGCGCAUCCGUAUCUUGAUGCAAGUGGGCAGACAUUGACCAUCUCGUACACGAACAAUAACCAUAUCGAAGUCAUCAAGGUUACCUUUUCUAAGUAG
Molecule: messenger RNA, 1296 nt
Organism: Hypoxylon trugodes
Lineage: Eukaryota; Fungi; Ascomycota; Sordariomycetes; Xylariales; Hypoxylaceae
Exons: 3
Coding region: 118-1296 (392 amino acids)
Source: RefSeq, a predicted model, not a curated record